AUGUCGUGGUUUUCCAUCCUCCCCGCCAAUCUGACCGUCAUCGAAACAUGGAUCAUCCGCUUCUUCCUCCUCCUCGGCAUCAUGACCAUCGGCCCCUGGGCCCUCUUCCUCAUCUACGACGUGCUCCUCUACAUCAUCCGCGCCGUCGCCUAUGAAAUCCCCUACUUCGGCGGCCGAGCUCGCGGCAGGGGACGGCCUCGCGCGCCGAGCUUGAAGGAAAGACCGAACGGUAGGAGGAGGACGUUUAGCAUCAGUGGGCCUUCGAGCGGGUUCGUUGUGGGGGAUGAGAAUGACAAGGCGGGGUUGAAGAGGAGGGGGUUGGAUGGUGGUGUGCGUGAUGAGGCGGGCGCUAAUUCGGAGGAUGAUGAGGCGGUGGAUAUUACUGCCGAAGAGAGUCACAUGAUCCGCUCGGCGGAUCUCUGGGAUGCUAGGACGGACAGCCGGUUCGUGGCGUGGAAUGACACGUCGAAGAAAAAGCCCUGA
Messenger RNA from Letharia columbiana, 483 nucleotides. RefSeq lists its product as uncharacterized. The record is from RefSeq and is a predicted model, not a curated record. Bases 1 to 483 code for a protein of 160 amino acids. Lineage: Eukaryota; Fungi; Ascomycota; Lecanoromycetes; Lecanorales; Parmeliaceae. The transcript is spliced from 3 exons.